AAAGAUGCUACACCAGAAAAUCGCAUACUCGAAUCGGAGGUGAUCGGUACUCCGUACUCGUUAUGGCUUCUCAUGCGCAUUUUGACGAUGAUUUUGAUUUCGGAGGCGGAUUCCCUGCAAGGCAUUCAGGUAAUAAGAGGCCUUCGCCGGAUUACGACGAUGAAGAUUAUGAUAAUGAUCCUUUUGCGCCUAAGAAGACCAAAUCAAAAACCGAUGAGGUUGCUUCUGGUGUAACAACAGGAAUGAUCUUGUCACUUCGUGAGAGCCUUCAGAACUGUAAGGAUACACUUGCAACGUGCCAAAAUGAACUUGAGGCUGCUAAAUCCGAGAUUCAAAGUUGGCAUUCUUCAAUUCAAAAUGAGCCUUGUGUACCUGCUGGUGCCACUCCUGAGCCCAAAAUGUUACUUGAUUAUCUUCAGGCCCUGAAAUCCUCAGAAGAGUCUUUAAGAGAGCAGCUUGAAAAGGCAAAGAAAAAGGAAGCUGCGUUCAUUGUAACAUUUGCAAAACGAGAACAAGAGAUAGCAGAGUUGAAGUCUGCUGUGCGGGAUCUAAAAGCACAACUCAAGCCACCUUCAAUGCAGGCAAGGAGGUUGUUACUAGAUCCAGCUAUUCAUGAAGAGUUCACGCGUUUAAAGAAUUUAGUAGAGGAAAAGGAGAAAAAAGUGAAGGAGUUGCAAGAUAACAUAAAUGCAGUAAGCUUUACUACUCAAAGCAAGAUGGGGAAGAUGCUGAUGGCUAAAUGUAGAACUCUGCAGGAAGAAAAUGAGGAGGUUGGGAAUCAUGCUUCUGAGGGAAAGAUUCAUGAAUUAGCCAUGAAAGUUGCAUUGCAGAAGUCCCAGAAUGCACAAAUCAGAAGCCAGUUUGAAGGGUUGCAGAAACAUAUGCAAGGACUGACAAAUGACGUGGAAAGAUCCAAUCAAACGGUUGUAAUAUUGCAGGAAAAAUUACAAGAUAAGGAUCAGGAGAUCCAAAAACUGAAACAAAAGCUCCAACAAAAGAACUUGAUGAUGGAAGAUGGAAGAUCGGAUGCAGCAGAAAAUUUUAUUGAGAGUGAUAAGCCGGAAGUACCUAAGGAAGCUGCCAACUAGUAUAUCUAUCACCAAUUUUACAGCAGAC
This is a messenger RNA of Arachis duranensis, 1116 nucleotides long. RefSeq names its product FKBP12-interacting protein of 37 kDa. The transcript has 15 exons. The record is from RefSeq and is a predicted model, not a curated record. Bases 63 to 1088 code for a protein of 341 amino acids. Lineage: Eukaryota; Viridiplantae; Streptophyta; Magnoliopsida; Fabales; Fabaceae. Gene Ontology annotation, biological process: regulation of alternative mRNA splicing, via spliceosome. Gene Ontology annotation, cellular component: nucleus.